Molecule: messenger RNA, 2178 nt
Organism: Ruditapes philippinarum (Manila clam)
Lineage: Eukaryota; Metazoa; Mollusca; Bivalvia; Venerida; Veneridae
Source: RefSeq, a predicted model, not a curated record
AUAGUAUCAAGUUCUAUUUAAAGAGUUAAAGAAUUUCCAACUUUUUGAAAAGGAAACUACACUUCUUGCUUAAAAGGACAAAAUGUUUCAUGUUCCAAACUAUCUGCAUAAUGCUUCAAAUCGUCUUUCCCAAACUCUGUCCGAGGUUGGUGUCAAUGAUGAUAUGAGAUUUGUAAGACAGAAAACCAACCUGCUAAUGGAAAGAAUGGAUUGUCUGAGAAGUACAGUAUGUUGCCAUGAUUCUCUUGUCUACUAUUUCGGGAGUCAAACAGAAGGUUCAACAACAGUAGGGCUUGGAUCCGACAAGGACAAGUUAAUGUGUACAACAAGAGUCAAUGUCGUACAAAAUAUUGCUGAAUGUAUAGAAGGUAAAUGUAAUCUUCUCAUUGUGGAAAACGAAGAUACACCCCCUGGCUAUUGUUAUCUAAAACUUUUCGAUCUUGGACCUAGGAGUUUUUAUGAUAAAUUUGGAUAUGACCAGCGUGGAAAUUGCUUCUUACAGAACACCUUUCUGCAUGAUAUUCCAGCAGACGAAGAGUUAGGUAGUGUCAGACAAGGGCCGGCACAGACUAUUGAACAGUUUGAUAUAGAUCAUGUAAGGGCUUUUAGAUGUAAAUCAUGGCCAAAUAUGGCCAGACGAUUGGUACAACGCAAUCGUCCUCACAAUCGAUGGCCGUAUGAUCACAUGUUAAAAUAUUCUCACCAGACCGGAUGUUUUGUUGUUCCGACAGGAAAUAGUCUGAGUGAAAACGAAAAAUAUGAGUGGCGCAUUUCAACUUCACAAGCAGAGAGAUGCUACAUGUUUAACAUGAAUAUAACGCAACUCCGAUGUUACACCGCGUUGAAAAUUAUCAUGAAAACCAUUAUUCGACCAUUAUUAGGUGCAGCGCUCACAAGUUUCCAGUGCAAAUCAAUGAUGAUGAACCUCUUGGAAAAUCUCAACAUUCAAGAAUGGACGGACGACAGAUUGAUUGAAUGUUUAAUUUCAUGUCUGGUUUUGUUGAAAGCCUGUGUUGCAAGUAAUAACUGUCCACACUAUUUCAUUCCGAAAAACAAUUUACUAGUCGGGCGAAUAGAUCGAAGAGGUAGAAGUGAUAUCAUUCAAGAACUCGGUGAUUUGAUUAAUGAUGGAUGUCGGAAACUUCUUUCUGUUCAAGUGGACGGUAUUGGUGAAAAAUUUACGAUGAAAUUUUAUUCUUUUCUUGGCUACAGUUUCCAGUUUGACCCAACCGUUCCUCGUGAUUCAAACAAAGCUCAACUGAUCGUAUUUUGCCAGUUAUUCCGGCGAUUGUUUGCCGCAAAAAUGAUGUUUGUUCACUUGAUUUCCAUCGAAGGCAUUCAAGAUGGAUCAAAGGCCCUACCGACAGUGGUUGGAAAUCUUUUAGCUUUGAAUUUCGUUGGCAAUAAAACGGCACCAGAAGCAGCUACGUUAAUGAACUCGGUCCUGUGUUCAACAGUUGGGUCUAUGAUAGCAUCUUCAGAUAUCUUUGACGGAAAUGCCCCUACGCAAGAUGCAAUGAAAUUUCUCAAUAUGGGUAUUUCCUCUGAUAUGGCAGCAGGAAGACUAAAACUGGCCUCAGUUCUUUACUGUGCCGGAAAAAUCAAUGAUGUUGAGAAAAUACUUAACGACAUCGAAAGUCGCUACGGUAAUGACACUGUAAUGACAGUUUGUAACUGCAGGAGUACAGAUCCUUGGAAUGCUGAAGAUUCUAUUCCAGAUGAAGUCACAAUGUCUGACACGGACACCUUUGGGAAACUUCGCUUUGCAUCCGGAGUUAGCUUUAAUAGACACGAAAUUCACUGCGUUCCUGUGCCACUGCAGUAUGAAAUGUUUAGGUGUACUGAUGAGGAAAUUAAAUGUAGAGGAGAUAUAUUGUAUGGUUGGAACGAUUGGGCUGUUGUUGAUGCCUUGCCAUUUCUUUACUUCUUGCAGUAUCUCACAUUCAAACAAUUGGGAAAGGAGAACGAAAUAGAGAAUGCAUUAGACAGAUUGGCAGAGAUUAUUGUUUCUGAGCCGAUGCUUUUUCAUAGGGAAACAGCAAUGAAUCUGCUCGGACAGUGUAUGGAAAUGGAAGGACAUACAGACUUUGCGUUUGUUUGCUAUAGUUGGUCCCUAAAUGAGUGCGACACACACAACGUGGCCAGAUGGCAUGCGUGCAUCUUGUUAUGGAAGUUGUU